CACAGACUACCAUCGUCUUUAGUUCCCCAUAUGUCACAUGGAGCGCAGGAGACUAGGGUUAUAUAAAUCUUGUUAAGAUGGAUCGUGUUCUUUUAGUAAUGGUAUUUUUAUAACUACAUUUCGGCCCAGAUAGGUUUUAACAAACCAAUUAUUUCAGAUAUUACACGUGAAUUCUCUUUCUUAAAUCCCAAACAAGGGACUCUAAACGUAUCGUGCAUAGACCGCAGAUGAUUCGGUCCCAGUUUUAUUCUGAAAGGAAAGUAACUUUGACAUAUCAAAAGUAACGAAUUAAGCCGAGACCAACCCCAGCGAUAUCCUUAGACUUUCCAACGGUCCUGAACCGACAAUCAGGAGGCUAAACUAUACGUAAAAAGUACGGACAUUGGUUCGGAGACUUAUUUUUUAUAUCAGCAAUUUGUUUGUGUCAGCGAUGUCGGCGCGGAUUUGGAGUGGAUAUCCUAAACAGAAGGGAACAACUAAACGGAAGGAAGUUAUAUCGUCUGGCUGUGCCACGAUGCUAAAAGUCCGCAGUUCACAUGGCUCAUUGAUUCUCUACGCCGCCCUCUUCAUUGUCAUCACCUGCCUCGUCCACUGUACGGAAGCGGAGCGUUUCGACCACAUGCUUGCCGAUUUCUUACUAAGAUCUGAAGACCAAUGGCGCCAGGCUUGGCACACGGACUGCCAUAGGCGAUGCCGCCACGAGCUUGACUCGCAGAUCCGACUAGCAUGUGCCAAAGAUAUCUAUAGAAUCAGACGCGCGGCGGAUGUCGAUGCCAGCAAUGUUACACUACCCCCAAUUCCAAAAAACCAAAUCUUCGACCGGAAGACAGCCACGGCGUUCCUUCAUAAACUGCACCGGCAGCCCAUCAGGAUGAAAAGGGGUAUCAUGGAAGAGUGCUGCUACGCCAAGUCAUGUAGCUGGGAGGAAUACGCUGAGAGUUGCCAUCACUACGGCCGCUCCGAUGCGGACAGUUCGAACAUCUGUGGGCCGUGGGAUUAACGACAUCUUCGGAAGCAACAUCGACUUGUGCCGGUGUGAAAGGUAUCCAAGACCCCUCGUUAAAGAUUCAAUUGUACGAUCAGAUCCAAGGCCGUGGUCUCCUUAGCCAUAAAUACAUAAACAAUCAUUGAAUAGCAGGACAGAACGCAUGCAGGAAGAACUAAAUUAAUACGUUCACGCCGGUGUAUAAGAGAACGCCAUAAACUGAACUUACAGCGGUAUUGCCUCCGUAGCCUCCGCUCGUUGUCUGCAGGCACAUUGAGGCUGAAGAUGGAGGACGCAGGCUGAAAUUAUGUUGAGUUCUUGCGAGGCAACCGUAACGCCAAAGCGAACGCCGUGGCCGACUUUGGCAUGAUGUAAACUAUGAGAUAGGCGUUCGCGUUGGGUGUUUUGCGAGCUUUGCAGAAGCUUUCCCUUCUCCAUAAAAGGGCUUAUUUUUUGCACGCGCCUGCUCUGCUGUCAAUAUGCAGUUUUAAUAGACAAUACAUAAUCCACCUCUCUCUCACUUUACAGGAAGUAUGAAUUCAAACAUCAGAUUCUCUAUGUGAGGUGUUCCUGUUUGAGAGUUAUACAACCAUUGGAGGAAGUCUCCGACCUUGCAUCAUGAUCAGCUGAUUGGCACGCUGAUGACUCUCAGAUGUUACGCAUGUAUAAAAUGUUGCUGACAACAUUGUUUCAAACUGUAAUUUAAUUGUGCUUUCCUCCUACGUUUUCUUCAAAAUCUUCAACAUUCCAGUUGGGCACAGCGGUAAACUAUCUAACUGUUGAGUUGAAGCACCGUGUCUCCAACUUCACAUCAGCGUUUCCAUGAGUGUUACCAACUGUUUGAUAGAGUGAUACCACACUACCAUAUGCAGGAAAUGUCCGAGUUUGCAUAAGGGACGGUAUAUAAUUCGGACCCCUUUAAACGUGGUUUGCCUUUAUUAAAUCUAUGGACCUGGAAGGACAGCUGGAAGAACCCAAACCAUGCCUACGAAUCCGAAAGAUCCGGUCAUCAAAACGUCCCCAUUUUUCAUGAUGUCCAAGAGAUGGCACGUCUGCUUGGCAUUAUUCUGUAUGAAGCCGCUGCAAUCCACACGUGUCAGACAGGUCUGCCCACAUUCAAAUCUCGAUGUUAUACCGAUCUUGGUGUCGAUUACUCCGCCAGUCACAGGUCCAGUCUUCCCUUCGAAGUAAGCAUGGCUGGUAAAAUCUGAAAGGAGUAAGGCCCGAAAGUGAAGCGGUAUUCAAACCAUGUGGUCAAUGCAGCCAAUGAACAAGACUAGCCAUUCAACACGGAAAAGGGGCAAUGGAUGCUGGCAAUACAACAGUUACUCUUACUAUCAAGCAGGUAGGCCUACCUAUACAUGAAUGUGCCACUGGUAUAGGCAAGCUCCUGCUAUUAAAAAUCCCUCAAAAGACUUGGUCAGAGUCAAAUGCGUUGCAGAAGGAAUAUGUUGCUGUAUUGUGAGUGGCGCAUGCAGUGGAGGCUUGAAAACAGCUCGCCUUCUUAUCAAAAUUAGAGAGAUUGUGAAAGAGAAACUGUGAACAACUUUAGUCAACAACUGAUACCUCUCUAUACAUAAACCACAUGUCGAAUUUCGCAUAACUCGAAUUGAAAUUGCCCUCGUCUCGAUGAAUCCGACUUUUAUAAGGUUAAAAAGAACACAUUGCAUAAAACUUCGCAAACUUCGCCUACCUUAUGUUGGACUCAAUAUUGGUGAAUUCUGGAAACAGUUGCUAACGCCAGAAUCACUAAACAUGAAAAUUCCAACUUCCUUCCACAUAUCCACCAUUGUUUCAGGUGUAUCGAGAGCGUUUCUUUGCAAGGGAUUUUUUAUACCACUCAAGCGUUCUGUAUUUGUGCUAAAAUAUAUAACUAUUGAGAACAACACUGCGGACAGUGAAGCCGUGCAGAUUUUCAUGCAAUUGUGUUCGGCAAUCUUUUACCUUUAGUGCCCGGCUAAAGAGCCGCUCAUAUUUCAAGACUGGUACUUUGAGUUUUUGUUUUUAGUCUAAAACAGCUAGAUUCUAGCCCGCAGGGUCCUAAAUCAUCCAUAUCGAAGUAUGAACUAGUUUUUGCAGACCAAUCGCUAUUAAGUUUUGAUAUCAGUAUUGAAAUACCAAGUAAUUAACCUUAAAUUGGUUAUCUCACGAAAGCCGCACGACAUAUCUUGCAAGUUGACCUCCACACACUGAUUCAAGGCGUUUUCGAAUUAAAUACCUAUUCUCUCAAAGAAGUUGUAAUUAUCAUUGGUGUGCGUCAAUUCUCCAGUGACGUCCUUUACGGAACACUUGUUCUGGUAGUACUGGACACUCUUGCAUGCUCGCCACUUGGAGCACAAUGCCAGACACUGCACGUACGUGACAUCCUUUGUUGAUUUGUAAAUCGGAGGCGUGCCCCCACAACAGUCCCCCUGCUUCCAUAUGUAGAUGUUGUUAGGAACUGGAGACGGAAGAGACUGAUUACAUCACAUCUUGCAAUUAUAGAUCU
Molecule: messenger RNA, 3473 nt
Organism: Lineus longissimus
Lineage: Eukaryota; Metazoa; Nemertea; Pilidiophora; Heteronemertea; Lineidae
Product: probable insulin-like peptide 7
Exons: 4
Coding region: 431-1000 (189 amino acids)
Source: RefSeq, a predicted model, not a curated record